Molecule: messenger RNA, 757 nt
Organism: Euleptes europaea (tarantolino)
Lineage: Eukaryota; Metazoa; Chordata; Lepidosauria; Squamata; Sphaerodactylidae
Gene: INSIG2
Product: insulin induced gene 2
Exons: 5
Coding region: 39-728 (229 amino acids)
Biological process (GO): SREBP-SCAP complex retention in endoplasmic reticulum; cholesterol biosynthetic process; SREBP signaling pathway
Cellular component (GO): SREBP-SCAP-Insig complex; endoplasmic reticulum
Source: RefSeq, a predicted model, not a curated record
UCUCUGGACCCCAGAGUUCUGUGUCGAAUGUUGUUGGAAUGCAUGAGGCCAUGGCAGAUGACAACACGAAAUCUUCCAUACGAAAGAAGUGUGGCCCCUACAUUUCUUCGGUAACCAGCUGCAGCCUGAACUUGGUGAUCCGUGGGAUAGUCCUAUUUUUAAUCGGCGUCUUUUUUGCAUUAGUAUUAAAUUUGCUGCAGAUUCAGAGAAAUGUCACUUUGUUUCCACCGGAUGUGAUUACAAGUAUCUUCUCUUCAGCUUGGUGGGUACCACUUGGCUGUGGAACAGCAUCAGCUGUGAUUGGGUUAUUGUACCCCUGCAUGGAUAGACAUCUAGGUGAACCACAUAAAUUUACGCAGGAGUGGUCCAGUGUGAUGCGAUGCGUAGCAGCCUUUGUUGGUAUAAAUCAUGCCAGUGCUAAAGUGGAUUUUGCCAACAACAUCCAGUUAUCACUGACACUUGCGGCACUUUCGAUUGGAUUGUGGUGGACAUUCGAUAGGUCUCCAAGUGGCUUUGGCCUGGGUAUAGGAAUUGCAUUUCUGGCCACCCUGGUGACUCAACUUCUGGUCUACAAUGGAGUUUAUCAAUACACUUCACCUGACUUUCUUUAUGUUCGUUCCUGGUUACCAUGUAUAUUUUUUGCUGGUGGAAUAACAAUGGGGAACAUAGGCAGACAGCUGGCAAUGUAUGAAUGGAAAGUCGUUGCAGAAAAUUCUCAUCGGGACUGAAGAGAGUGAAAUGUGGCUUUGCUCAGGAC